ACGAGGUUGAAUGAAGGACAGAUGUGGAGUUUUCACGCUGUAUGCUGGCUAUUUUCAGUCUACAUGUUUGCACACAUCUGGUCCUGUGGGCGUCAGUAUCACACAGUGAUCACAGUUCACACCUGCAGUGAAGCCCCUCCCACAACAAUUCACCAAUAAAUACUGUGAAUAUUCCCAUCAUCCUACAAGAGAAGGACAAACUCCAGGAGUAGCAGCUGAAAUCUGUGUGACUGUUAAAGAUGGAGUUUAUUAAAGAGGAGAUUGAAGACAUGAGUGAUCCAGAACCAUCCAGAAUAAAACAUGAAGAUACUGAGGAACAAAUAGAUCAGAUGGAAAUAACAGAGCUAAGAGAAGAACUGAAUGAAGUAAAGAAACACUGUGACUUCAAAACUCAAGGAACAAAAGUCAGAAAGCUGCACUCCUGCUCACAGUGUGGAAAGAGUUUCAGACAAAAAGGAAGCCUUAACACACACAUGAGAAUUCACACUGGAGAGAAACCGUAUCCAUGCACUCAGUGUGAGAAGAGUUUCAUAUUUUCAUCCUUACUCAAACUUCAUCUGCGCAUUCACUCUGGAGAAAAACCAUUUAACUGUGAUCAGUGUGGUAAAGAGUUUAUUUCGUCAUCACAUCUAAAAUCACACCUGAAAGUUCAUUCAGAUGAGAAGCCUUAUGUGUGUUCUCUCUGUGGAAAGAGUUUUUCAAGACGUAACAGUUUUAAACUGCACCAGAAAACACACGAUGAAGUGAAAGAUCAUGUCUGUUUUUACUGUGGGAAGAGCUUUACUACAGCUGCCUAUCUGAAACAGCACCAAAGAAUUCAUACUGGAGAAAAACCUUACAAGUGCUCCUACUGUGACAAGAGAUUCACUCAUUAUGGACACCUGAAAUCACACGAGCGAGUUCAUACUGGAGAGAAGCCGUACUACUGUACUGAGUGUGAGAAAAGUUUCAGAGAUUCAACAGGUUUGAGACAACAUCUGCGAAUUCAUUCUGGAGAAAAACCAUUUAACUGUGAUCAGUGUGGUAAAUAUUUUAUUUCAUCAUCAAAGCUAAAGAGACACCUGAAAGUUCAUUCAGGUGAGAAGCCUUAUGUGUGUUCUCUCUGUGCAAAGAGUUUUUCAAGACUGAACUGUUUAAAACUGCACCAGAAAACACAUGAUGAAGUGAGAGAUCAUGUGUGUUGUGACUGUGGGAAGAGCUUUACUAGAGCUGAAUAUCUGAAACAGCACCAAAGAAUUCAUACUGGAGAAAAACCUUACAAGUGCUCAUAUUGUGACAAGAGUUUCACUCAGUCUGCACACCUGAAAUCACACGAGCGAAUUCAUACUGGAGAAAAGCCGUACGACUGUACUCAGUGUGGAGAGAGUUUCAGACAUUUAUCAAACAUUCAAACUCACAUGAAAAACUGUUGCAAGCGAUCAACAGUCAAUUCUAUAUCAAAUACAUGCAGGUAAAUUUUGCUAGAUAAAAUAUUG
Molecule: messenger RNA, 1475 nt
Organism: Rhinichthys klamathensis goyatoka
Lineage: Eukaryota; Metazoa; Chordata; Actinopteri; Cypriniformes; Leuciscidae
Product: zinc finger protein 501-like
Exons: 3
Coding region: 240-1454 (404 amino acids)
Biological process (GO): regulation of transcription by RNA polymerase II
Molecular function (GO): RNA polymerase II cis-regulatory region sequence-specific DNA binding; DNA-binding transcription factor activity
Source: RefSeq, a predicted model, not a curated record